Messenger RNA from Sinocyclocheilus grahami, 2220 nucleotides. RefSeq names its product eukaryotic translation initiation factor 2-alpha kinase 1-like. Gene Ontology annotation, cellular component: cytoplasm; nucleus. Gene Ontology annotation, molecular function: ATP binding; eukaryotic translation initiation factor 2alpha kinase activity. Gene Ontology annotation, biological process: regulation of translational initiation by eIF2 alpha phosphorylation. The transcript is spliced from 11 exons. Lineage: Eukaryota; Metazoa; Chordata; Actinopteri; Cypriniformes; Cyprinidae. Bases 278 to 1948 code for a protein of 556 amino acids. The record is from RefSeq and is a predicted model, not a curated record.
AACUACAGUAAAUCAAUCGAAUGAUUAUUCGAUUAAUGUUUAGAUGCAUAUUAUCAUAAGUUGUUCAUCACAUGGUAAUAACUUAGAGAUACUUCCUGACUGUUGUCCGUAGAAACAUGGCGGGUCACUGUCGGUGUGCGGUGGUAUUUUUAUUCGGCCAGUUUUAAAACGUGGAAGUGGGGUUUGGCAAAUUAAAAGGGCUGGGUUUUUUAAAUGUUGGCGCUUCUGAAUGGAGCUACUGAAUGGGAUAAACCGAAGUGUCUUUUAGCAAAAAGUCAUGUUUCACACAACAGAGAGACUCGGGGCUGAAGAAAGUUCGAGUAGCGGUGUAGUUUCCACUGCUAACAGCCGUAGCUUUCAUAUCCGACGGGGCCUUUCCACUCAAGACAGAGGACCAAGAGGAGGAAUAUUCAGCUGGACAGAUACGGAGGAGGACGUCCAGUUUGAUACCUCAGACUCGGACAAUAACUGUGAAGUGUUGCUGGCGGGGAGACAGUAUCCAUCGAUCCAGGAUUUUGCCUCUGCCAUUCCCAACCAACUGCUGCUGGGAUCUCUACUGGAACACUUGUGCUUUGUGUACGAGAGUGAUCCUACACGCUCACGCAUGCUGUUUAAGGUGAUAGGCCAGCGUUUAGCAGCCAUGAACCUCCUGUCACCACUGGCUAUCAGUGAUGAGUUUAGUACGGUCCGACUACAGCAUAACCGGGCAUUCACAGAGCUCCUGCACGCGACCAGCUCAUCUCUCUUCCCCCAGGAACAUAGAUACUUGAAUACAGAGGGCCAGAGCCUAAGACAUAUUGAAAAUGUUACUUGCUUCAGGUGUACACAGGAAAACACUAUCAGCAGCAAUGGAUCGUCCAUUGUUUUUGAACAUUCUGAAGAAGCAGAAGCCAAAGAAAAUCAGGUUGCAUUAGAGAGCCUCUCAGUGAAACCCUCAACUUCAAAAGAAGAGAUGGGACAUGCUGUUUGCCCAAAAAAUGUCCGCAACCCACAAAACUUUGUUCCAUGUGUGUUUCUGGGAAAGCCACGUGCUACAGUGAACAAAUGCCCUGCAGCUAAAUGGGAGAGCUCAACACUCUCACUCAGUCAAAACAGACUGGAAUUGAACAAUAACUCUUACAUUGAUAUGGACACUGCUGAAUGGUCCGAAAAGCAGGCACGCGAGGUUCAAUUCCACUUAAUGCUUUAUAUACAAAUGCAGCUGUGUGAGCGAUCUUUGAAAGACUGGAUACAUGAAAGAAACUUAAGGACCACAGAGGGACUCUUGAUGUUAGUAGAUCCUUGUGAGUCAGUUGACUCUGAACACGCAUUGAAAAUUUUAAAGAAAAUACUUGAAGGAGUGGAGUACAUUCAUUCCCGUGGUAUUAUGCAUAGAGACCUUAAGCCUAGAAACAUUUUCCUUCAUGGACCUGAGUGCCAUGUGAAGAUAGGGGACUUUGGAUUGGCUUGCCGGAACAUAAUAAUGGACGAACAUGAGCAGCGGCCCUCCAGCUCUCAAGCAGGUGUAAACACAGACUCAGCUCACACUAGUGGAGUGGGAACUUUUGUUUACGCUGGCCCAGAACAACUUGAGGGUUCUCACUAUGAUUCAAAGUCAGAUCUGUACAGUAUAGGAGUGAUUGCCUUUGAGUUAUUCCAGCCAUUUGGGACCGAGAUGGAGCGUGUGCACACACUUGGAGAACUACGGCAGGGCAAGAUCCCUAACACUCUAUCUAAAAGCUGGCCACUUCUGGCCAAGUAUAUCACCCUACUGACCAGCACUGAUCCCUUAGUGCGACCAAGUGCAUCUCAGUUACUUCAGAGUGACCUCUUCAGCGCCAAUGACAUGGUUAUUCACAGUUUGAAACGCAAGCUUGAUGAACAAGAAGAAGAAAUUGUUCAGCUCAGGAGACAGAUCAGUGAGCUACAGAUCUCUCAAAAUGCAAUACACAGUCCAGAAAAUAUAUAAUAAUAGUCACUCUUUUGAAAUGCCAUAAGUGCUCAAUAUUUGUAUAUAUUAUAUGAAUUGUUGUAUGUGUGAGUGCAGCUCUGCUUGUAUGUAUAUAAAUGAGUGCCAUAUUUAACUUGACAAAAGGUUUGUAAAGUAAAGUCCCAUGCCAAUGGUGCAUUAGUCUCCAUUUAUCUGACUCUUUAAAGCUGAGUAAAUAUCACCUCAAAAGUAAAUAGUACCUCAAUAGUAUUCUUAAUAAACAUGAAAAUUAUUGCCCAAUUAUGAUGAAU